Messenger RNA from Brassica rapa (field mustard), 4657 nucleotides. RefSeq lists its product as uncharacterized. Lineage: Eukaryota; Viridiplantae; Streptophyta; Magnoliopsida; Brassicales; Brassicaceae. The record is from RefSeq and is a predicted model, not a curated record.
UCCUAAGAGCAACCCCAUCAAGGGUUUAUAACAGGUUCAUGGGCUCAGUAUCAUAGGCCCGAGUAAUAAAAAUAAAUGAUUAAUUGGGUUUAAUGUCGCGACCCGCCUCUUACGAGUGACCCCGUCCGAUACGGGUUCACGACAGGUGUCGCAUUCUCACUGGAGAAGGGGAGUCGACGUCACGCGGUGGAAAGCGGAGAGAGAAUCAUUUCUCUCAUUUUCGCGUAAAAAGCUAGGGUUUCCUCCUCCGGCGAUUUCGCGUGCGACGCCGAUCUCUCUCCACUUUUCUCUCCUUUUCUCGAUCGAUUCGACGGCGGAUUGUCUCCUCGAGGAGCAGAGGUGAGUAUCGACUCGAUUCACCGUUUAUAUAGAAGAGUUUUGUAGUCGAAAUCGCUUUUGGGAAUUCUCGUAAAAAUUUCUGAUGUCGAGUUAGGGUUCGAAAUGGAGAUGGGUUUGGAUUUACGGUUGUAUAACCUCGGAUAGGGAUUCUAAUUAUCGCUUAUGGUUUGCGGAUUGAAAAUCAAAUAGGGGUUAUCAAGUUAGGGUUUAAAAAAAAAUUUGGGGGUUUCGAUAAUUGGUUUGAAAUAGUAAACUGGGUUGGAUAGACGGUUCGUUUGAUCGAUUAAUGGUUAGACUUUUGCGUAUUGAAAAUCAAAUAGGGGCUAAUCAUUUCAAGUUUUGUGUUUCAGAUGGAUCCCUUAGAAGAGAUAAGAGAUAGUAAGAGGCAACUAGAGUUCUUAAACCACCUGGGAGACGUGGCCGAUUCGGAAUAUGGGAUGCCCAGAAGAUGUGCUUGUGGUGGGAGAAUGAUUGACGAGCUGAGAGUGAAGGAUGAGUUCGACACUCAGCCUGGGAAGCGCUUCUUCAGCUGCGUUAACUACGAGGCUGAUGGUUUGCAUUAUCGGCAGCCUUGGGUUAUAGGUGUGCAGGAGGAGAUGGUACGCCUGCGUAAGCGUGUUGAGGAGGCUGAUGAGGUGAUAAAGGGGGUGCCCAUUCUCAAUAAACAGAUUGAGAGUGUUGAGGCACAAGUUAAAAGGCUGACUUUGCUGCUUGAUAAGCUCACUGGUGACGUGUAUAACCUCACAGUGCAGGUGGCUGCUCUGGAGAAUGUCUGUUUCGACUGAAAUCCAACAGGUGAAGGUUGUUGGUCACGGGUUCUGGAGGUCACGGGUUCUGGAGGUCACGGGUUCUGGAGGUCACGGGUUCUACAAGGUCACGGGUUCUACAAGCGCUUCUGCAGGUCACGUUUUUUUCUGAGGUUGAUGGGUUCUGCUUCACGGGUUAUCGUAGUAGUAGUAGUUGUACUCUAGUGUGAUGGGUUUUGCUUCACGGGUUUUGCUUCACGGGUUGUACUGGUGACAACAAUUUUUCAAGUACUUGUGGUUGUUUAUGCAAGUGUCACGGAUGUUGUAUAACACCACUAUAUAAUCUAUGUCUCAUUUAUUAGGAAAAAUGAUUGCUGACUACAUGAAGUAUCGACCAUCACAUAGCUAACCAUGCAAAGUAUACUAAUGUAUACCUAGUUACACGAAGUAUAUGUUAUGCAUGAUAACAUCCCUCAACUUAAUGAUGUUAUGUAAUUAACAUCACAAGUUUAAUUUUAUUCAUCCAAAAAAUAAUGUAGAUAUCAGAGACCGUUAAAUACCUCGUUUCAUCAAUUAAAAUAUGACCAACCCGACUGUAAUUUAACUGAAAUUAUAUUUUAACCCACAUUUUAAGAGCGUAACAAUUUUUUAUAAAUAUCUAAUGUACAAAAUCAAUAUCUUUUAACGUUUUUUGAUAUGUAGUGUUUUAACAUUUCUAUUUUGGUGUAUUAGAAAACUAUAUAAUUAUAUUAUUUAUAUUUAUAUUAAAUAUGUAAGUUAUAUAAGAUAUUAUGUAAUUUUUUUAAAAAAAUUAUUUUAAUAUGUUUUCUUAUGAACUUUUCAUAAAAUUUAUGUAAUUUGUUUGAUGAAUUGUUUGAUAUAUAGUUAUUUUUAAAAUUUUAAUUAGAAAAUAUAUUUGACGUCAAUUUAUUGACUCUAACAUUUUGUUUGCUCAAAACUUAUUUGAUGUCAAUUUAAAUCAAACAUAAUCUCACAUAUAUAAUUAUUAUAUAUGUACUUUUAAUAAUAAAAUAAUCUAAGAAUAAGUAUAUAAUAUGAAAGUUUUAAUAAGUUUAAAUGAAUGCAAUUUAAUAUAAACAAAAUAAUGCAUUAAUUUAAUUAUGGAUGAAUUUAAUUAAUUGUAUAUCAAACAAAUAAGAUGUUGGAGUAAGUAAAUUGAUAUCAAACAACUUUUAUAAUAAAAAUUGAUCAAAUAAAUAUAUAUCACACAACUAUUCAAAAGAAUUACACAUAUUUAAUUAAAAAUUAAUAACAAAACAGAUUAAAUAAUAAAAAUAAAAAUUAAAUAAUAUCUUGUAUAACUUUUAUAUCUAAUAUAAAUAAAAUAAUACAACUAUAUAGUUUUCAAAUACACUAAAAUAAAAAUUUCAAAACAAUACUUAUCAAAAUUUUAUAAAACAUAUUGGUUUAAUAAAUUAUAUUUUGUUAAAAAUAUUCUCACGCUUUUAAAAAGCGGAUCAAAACCUAAUUUUUGUUUAAUUACCGUUAGGUGCGCCAUAUUUUAAUUGAGAAAAUGAGAGACUUAAACGGUCUUUGACAUCCAUAUCACUUUUUGGAUUAAUGAAAUUAAAGUCGUGAUGUUAACCACAUAACAUCAUUAAGUUGAGGGAUGUUGCCAUGCAUAACAUAUACUUCGUGUAGUCUGGUAUACAUUAAUUUAGUUUGCAUGGCUAGCCAUGUGAUGGUCAAUACUUCAUGUAGUCAGCAAUCAUUUUUCCCAUUUAUUAUGCAUUGGUCUCAUAUUCUUGUUCAUCUCUUCUCUCUAAAACAAUCACAACACAACUCUAUUUCCCAUCUCUUAUCUAAACAAUCACAAGACAACUCCCAAACAUUCUUCUUCUAUCAAGCGCAAACAUUCUUCUUCUUAUCUAACCCCAAGCCCAAACAUUCUUCUUCUAUCAAGACAACCACAACACAAUCCACCCACGCCCACACAUUCUUCUUGUAGUGCUUUUUUUUUAAACACUUCAUCAUAUUUUCUUGUUUCAAAUUCAUCUCUUAAUUUUUUUUUUCUUCUAUCUUGUUUUUUUCAAUUUUUUCCCAUUUUAAUUUUUUUUUAAAAACUCUAAAUCAAUUGUUCUUCUUUUAUCUCUUUUUUUUUCUUUAUAAGAAAUGUCGUCCUCAUCGUCAGAUGGCGUAGAUGAAGCUUUUGAAGAAUUUUUUGACGAAGAAUUUGAUAAUAUCGUCGACUCUCUACUUGUACAAGCCAACAAACCAAAGAGACGAGCUUAUAUCGAAAGAGAUCGAGAACAAGGCCACAUUCAACUAUGGAAUGACUAUUUCCAGGAAAAUCCUACUUACCCACCGGACAUGUUUAGGCGGCGUUUUCGAAUGAACAAGCCAUUGUUCCUUCGCAUUGUCGAGCGGCUAAGUAAAGGUGUUCCAUACUUUCGGCAAAGACGAAAUGCUCACGGAAGGAAAGGCCUAUCACCUCUUCAAAAAUGUACGGCAGCUAUACGUAUGCUCGCAUAUGGUCAAUCGGGAGAUACGUAUGACGAAUAUCUCCGACUUGGUGAAAGUACGGCACUUUUAUGUUUGGAACAUUUCACUAAUGGGAUAAUAGACUUUUUUGGUGAAGAGUAUCUAAGAAGACCUACCGCGGAAGAUCUUCAACGAUUACUCGAUAUUGGAGAGGUUCGCGGGUUUCCAGGAAUGAUUGGUAGCAUUGACUGUAUGCAUUGGGAGUGGAAAAACUGCCCUACGGCUUGGAGAGGGCAGUACACACGAGGUUCAGGAAAGCCGACAAUUGUCUUAGAGGCUGUGGCAUCAGAAGAUCUUUGGAUAUGGCACGCAUUUUUCGGAUUACCAGGUACCUUAAACGAUAUCAAUGUUCUUGAUCGGUCUCCUGUUUUUGAUGACAUUAUACAAGGUCGAGCACCUAAAGUUAAAUUCAAGGUCAACAAUCACACUUACCGUAUGGCGUACUACCUUACUGACGGAAUUUAUCCGAAUUGGUCAACAUUUAUCCAAUCCAUCCCACUUCCUCAAGGUAAUAAAGCAGAGCUGUUUGCUAAACAUCAAGAAUCCACUAGGAAAGAUGUCGAAAGGGCUUUCGGGGUAUUGCAAUCGAGGUUUGCAAUAGUAAAAAACCCAGGUCGGCUAUGGGACAAGGAAAAGUUAGGGAAGAUUAUGAGAACUUGUGUCAUAUUACACAAUAUGAUUGUGGAGAACGAACGAGGCGGAUAUUCUCUAAGUGAUACUUCUCAGUUCGAGUCAGGAGAGUCAAGCAGAAAUUCGAAAGUCAAAAGGAGAGAAAGUUUGCAUUUGAAUAACAUGCUAGGCAUGCGCAAUGAAGUUCGGGAUUCAGGAAAACAUGAUAGUUUGAAAGCUGAUUUAGUUGAAAAUGUAUGGCAAAAAUUUGGUAACUUAGAUGAAUAAUCUUUGUAUCUUCAUCAAUUAUCAAUGUAAUGAAUAAAUUUUAUUUAUAAAAUAUAUUUUACAAUAUUAUAUUUAUCUUUUCAAAAUAAUUUCAAAAGUAAAAAAAAAAUUAUAAAUAUAUUAUUUAAUUCUUAUGAACUCCUAGAGAGGUUCACUAAUGUAGAAGCACAAUA